UUGAAAGCUUUGGAAGAUGAUGAACUGCCCAAUGCUGUUCUUAUGUCAUUACCUUUCAUGGUAAUAUUUGCUUUUUGCUUUCUCAUAACGAUUUUGGUUUUUCUCAUUCUAUGUUUCUUUUUGUCUUAUCUUUUUUUUUUUGGGUUAGACCCGUGCUAUAAAAAAGAAAAACGAGGAAGCUAAUGAAGAAGAUAAACGUGCACUUGAGGAGUAUGAAGAGUGGGAAAAUUCUGAUGGAGAAAACUCUAAAAAAACCCGUUAAUGUUAGUGGUAGAAGAGUGUUUGGUGCAACCGCUAAAGUGGAAGCUCCAAAAGAGUCUAGAAAGGAUUCAGAUAACUUUUAUGACGACAGUGAUAGUGACAAUGAUAUGGCUGGCAUAGAAGAUAAUAACAUAGAGCCUGUAAGAGAUAAUGCCUCACCUGCUACAAACACCAUUACAGAAACUGAGAAGUUUGAUGAUGAUGUUGCUGGAAAUCCAGCAUAUAAGACAACAUUCGAUGUUGCCAUGUUUGCAUCAGGCUCCUGGAAGAAGAUGACAGGCUCCAAAAACACAGAAUCCAAAAAGGCAUCAAAGAAGACGCGUGCAUCCAUCCCACAGGCUCAAGAUAAAAAGGUUUUUCUUUCUGCAAGUCUCAUUUGAACUAUACUGUUUUUUCAUCAUCUUCUCUUUCCAACCAGUAGUAGCUUUUGGCUGUUUUAGUUCCUCACCUUUGUGUACUUCUGUCUAAAAUCUUGAAAACUGAUCGAGAGAUGAAGAAAGUGAGGAUUCCGAGAGUGAAGCAGAGCAAAUGGUGGACAGAGUUUUGACAUCUGCCUCAAAGGAAACCUUUGUGGUUCCUUCUCAAGCAGAGCUUAUAAACCGUGCUUUUUCUGGUGAUGAUGUGUUGGAUGAAUUUGAGAAGGAUAAGGAUGAGUUUCUAAAUCAGGAAGUGCCUAUCUACACAUACAUAAGGUACCUUUGCCUAUCUACACAUAAUUUAAGAUCUGUAGUCAAGAAGACCAACUCAAUUUGCGCUAAGAUGUGUAGUAAUAUCAAUUUUAAAGCACUAUUUUGGUUUGAUUUUAUUUUUAAUUAAGUAUUUAUUAGUAUGCCGAGUGUCCUUUCGAUGUUUGUAUUGGCAAGGAACAAAGUUCUUACAUGAACAAUGUUAAAGGUUUAUCAAAAAAAAAUUAUAGACAAAAUUCAGAAAAACAGAAGAGAAGAGAGAUUUGUUCGCGAUUUUGUUUUUGCACAUUUCAUCAAAGCCAGAGCAAUAAUAGUAAUAAAAAAAAUUAGCAAAAAGAAAAGAAAUUUACAGAUUUUUUUUCGUCACUAAGCUCAAGCUUUAAAAAAUUAGAAAGAAAAAAAUGAUGGACCUCCAGAAAUCAUUGACAAAAUCAUUUUAAUAAGUUUCAAAACAGAAUCUCUGCAGUUUUGAUGUGAAUAAUUGUUUGCUAGAUGACAUUUUAUUUGAUUGUUUUGGGAUGGAAUAUAAAGUUAAUAUGUUGUUUUGUUCCAUUUAGUUAUGUAUAUAUGCUUUUCGAUGUUAUUGUUGUUAAUAUGUGAAAACUGAGGAUGAGAUGUUUGAUUAGAGAGGAAUUAUAUAUGAUUUCAUUCAAUACAGUCAACACGAAAAAGUUUAAAAAGUUUAGUUACUUCUUUUAGUUUUAUUCUUCGAAGAGAAAAACAAUUUUCAGAAAAAAAUAUGUGUAUGCAGUUUGGUUCAUCUUAAUUUCCAGAUUACAUUUAAAUUAUUUGAUAUGGUAAGGUAUGAAACUCAA
Molecule: messenger RNA, 1762 nt
Organism: Brassica napus (rape)
Lineage: Eukaryota; Viridiplantae; Streptophyta; Magnoliopsida; Brassicales; Brassicaceae
Exons: 3
Coding region: 183-641 (152 amino acids)
Source: RefSeq, a predicted model, not a curated record